Spodoptera frugiperda (fall armyworm) is the source of this 1261-nucleotide messenger RNA. RefSeq names its product THAP domain-containing protein 5. The record is from RefSeq and is a predicted model, not a curated record. The coding region runs from base 120 to 1016 and encodes 298 amino acids. The transcript has 5 exons. Gene Ontology annotation, molecular function: sequence-specific DNA binding. Lineage: Eukaryota; Metazoa; Arthropoda; Insecta; Lepidoptera; Noctuidae.
CUUCAUGAAGUGUGCUUCAUAUUAUGACGUAUGUCGCGUUACGUGGUCGUUAGUCAGCUGUGAGCUAGCGACAGCGCGUGACGUAUACUUGUCGUCACGCGCUGUCCGCUUCACGUAAAAUGCCGUCUUGUGUGGUAAAGUUCUGUAGAAACAAUAGCACACAUCAAACGAAAUCCCUUGGGGUUACUUUCCACAGAUUCCCACCUGAGACGGAUUGGAAAGAGAAAUGGAUAAAAGCAUUACGAGACAAUAGGAAAGAGGAGGAAUGGACGCCAUCAAAGUUCAGCGUAGUUUGUUCUUUACACUUUAUAGAAAGUGAUACGUAUAUGACCAAAGGAGGUUAUCGGAAAAUUAAAAAAGAUGCUGCGCCUACAAAGAUGUUCCUCAGAAAUUCCGAGUGGUAUGAUAAACUAAAUAUACCAAUUAUACACGUAUGUGAACAAGAGACACAAGACGAACAAGACUUACAGAAAGCACAAGAGACACAGAAAACACAAGAGACACAGAAAGAAAAAGAAUCACAAAAAGAACCAGAGCCCCAAAAAGAUCCAGAGCCCCAAAAAGAUCCAGAACCACAAAAUGACCAAGAUUUAGAGUUGGAUUCAUUAAUGCCGGAUCUUGAUAUCGAAGAGAUUGAUCUUGACCUCAUAAGUGCGGAGUGGUGUGAAGAAAUGGAAGAAUUAGGUAUUACCACCGAAUCCUUAGCUGCUUUACUUGAUGAGUGUAUCAGUGAUAUUGAAAAUGAAUACGAAGAUAACGGUAACGAUAACGGUCCUAAGCAACCGGACGCCGUAGACGACCAAAAUGUAAUAAUAAACAAGGACGGCUCUGAUACUGUAGCCCGUAUACAGGAGACGUGUGAUUGUAGAAAGAGGCAAAAGAAAAUCCGUAAGAAACGGACUCUAGAGGAGCUAAAAGAGCGAUUUAAGGUGUCAUACAAAAUUCGCGUAAAGAAAAGUAAAUUACAACUCUUAAGGGAGAAACUGACAGCCUUAAGAAGAACAAUGAGACGCUGAAGAUUGAUUCAAAAGACUUAAAAGGAGGGAAGGGAUAGCAACUGAAUAUCUUUGUUAUUAUUUAUUACUUCUAUAAGCGAGAUUGUUCGCGUGGAAGUUAUUUUAUUAGUUAAUUUUUUUAGUAUAAUAAUAAUAAAUAAUCAAUUGUAAUUUAAUGUUUUUUCGACUAUGAUAAAUCAAUUCUCGAUGUAACUAUGUAACUUAAUGUCGUUUAGCUAAUAAAAAAAUAAAAGUUAAUUAAACAA